CCGAACCAUCUUAACAAAAUCGCUUCUCUCUCUCUCUUUAUUGUUGCUUAUCCAUUCUCUCUCUCUUCCUUAAAUCGAUCCUCUCGAAUUCGAGAACAGAGCCUUUUGAUUCCAACCCUCUCUCCUGUUCUCAAUUAGUGGGUCAAAAGAGGGAUUCAAAAAAUGACAGGCUUCUCUGUGUCUCUUAUCGUGUCAAACUUAUCAAACGUCGCCUCGUACCUAUCUCCCAUCUUCGAGACCAUCCCGUCUAAGGUUGUUCCAGCGCAGAUCGAGAAGGUUGUCUCUCUCGUCUCUCGCACCGGGAGAGAUUUGCAGCGUUACGAUAACGCAGGGUAUCGUCAAGUCGUCGGAUGCGUUCCGUACAGAUACAAGAAACGACAAUGCAAUGGAACCGAGACAAAAGAGAUCGAACUUCUCCUUAUCAGUGCUCAAAAGGGCAAAGGAAUGUUAUUCCCAAAAGGAGGUUGGGAGAUUGAUGAGUCUAUGGAGGAAGCAGCUUUGAGAGAGACGAUAGAGGAAGCUGGUGUAACGGGAGAGCUCGAGGAAAGGCUUGGGAAAUGGCAAUACAAGAGUAAAAGACAGAGCGUGAUUCACGAAGGUUACAUGUUUGCGUUGCUUGUUGACCAAGAGUAUGAGCGGUGGCCUGAGGCGGAGACUAGACAACGGAGAUGGGUUGGUUUGGAUGAAGCGAGAGAGGUGUGUCAGAACUGGUGGAUGAGAGAAGCUCUUGAAGUAUUUGUUAACCUGAAGUGUAAGGCCGAGGAGGUUGAGAUUGAAGCUAAUGAUGUUUAGAGGUUGGUGGAACAGAGCUUUUAGACUUAGUGUCCACAGGGAUCAGAAGAAGAAGCUUACUGGGGAGGAUUCAUUUGGUCACAGCAUCUCUCUGUCUCUUGAGAGUUGUGGAAAAGUUUUGAUUGUAUGAAAAUAAGAUGUCAACUAUAUACUCCUAAUUUUAUUCAAUCUUUUUGUAUUUAAUGAUUCAUUUAUUCUUUGAUUGUGAAGAAAAUGCUAGUCAUUUUCCUCUUUUUUUUGUACUAUAAGCUUCUAUAGGAACACAUUUAGUGUAAGAAAGUAGAUUUUUCUUCGAAA
Messenger RNA from Brassica napus (rape), 1089 nucleotides. RefSeq names its product nudix hydrolase 4-like. NCBI's taxonomy places the organism in Eukaryota, Viridiplantae, Streptophyta, Magnoliopsida, Brassicales, Brassicaceae. The transcript is spliced from 2 exons. Gene Ontology annotation, cellular component: cytoplasm; nucleus. Gene Ontology annotation, molecular function: pyrophosphatase activity. The record is from RefSeq and is a predicted model, not a curated record. Bases 163 to 792 code for a protein of 209 amino acids.